UACUCCAUCCCCCUUUUCUCUCUCUCCCUCACACACUCCCUCGUUCUUUUUAGCAGCAAUAUACAGGCCGGCCAUAUUAGAGAGAUGGAAAUAAAGCUUCCUUAAUGCCGUGUGUGUCAUUGCAGUACACCCGUGUAUCCUAUUUAUUUUUUUUUUGGCCCCUAACAAUUCCUCCCGCGUAGCCCUCAGCCGCCCUUGCCCACAUCCCAGUGCUCCCAGGCUCUGGAAAUGCACAGACAUGCCUGGCUCCCUCGCCCUGCCUUCGGCCUCACAGGGCUCGGUCUCUUUUUCUCUCUGGUGCCGCCAGGGCGCAGCAUGGAAGUCACGGUGCCCACCACCCUCAACGUGCUCAAUGGCUCCGACGCCCGCCUGGCCUGCACCUUCAACUCCUGCUACACUGUGAACCACAAGCACUUCUCCCUGAACUGGACCUACCAGGAGUGCGGCAACUGCUCUGAGGAGAUGUUCCUCCAGUUCCGCAUGAAGAUCAUCAACCUGAAGCUGGAGCGGUUCCGGGACCGCGUGGAGUUCUCGGGGAACCCCAGCAAGUACGACGUGUCCGUGACGCUGCGGAACGUGCAGCCGGAGGACGAGGGCCUCUACAGCUGCUACAUCCUGAACCCGCCCGACCGCCACCGCGGCCACGGCAGGAUCCAGCUGCGGGUCCUCAUGGAGGAGCCCCCCGAGCGGGACUCCACGGUGGCCGUGGUCGUGGGCGCCUCGGUCGGAGGCUUCCUGGCCGUGGUCAUCUUGGUGCUGAUGGUGGUGAAGUGUGUGAGGAGGAAGAAGGAGCAGAAGCUGAGCACCGAUGACCUGAAGACAGAGGAGGAGGGCAAGACGGACGGCGAGGGCCACGCUGAGGACGGUGCCAAGUAGCGGCGGCCGGCGCCCCCGCACCCCAUCCCCGCCCCCGCUCUCCUGUACAGUGUGCCCCCCGCCUCGGUGUGUGCUUCUCUUGGACCAGGUCCCAGGGCCGGCCUGCGCCCCCCAACCCCUCACUCUGUCCCCCACUGCACCAGUCACCCACCUCUCUCAUGGGAGAAACCCGCCGUGGAGUAUGGGGUGUGAGGGCCCUGGAGGAGGGAGAAGGGGUCCUGCUGCCCCUGAGAGGAGGGGAGGCCGUGUGAGCGCCCCAGGGGGCGGGGGGGGGGAGUUGAGGAGGGGUCCAGCGGUCUGCCUGCUCUCACGGGACUCAUCUGGGGGCAGCUUCAGAGGCACCUGUGGGUGGCGGGGCUUCCCUGAGCUGUGUGCUCCUGCGGCCAGCCCUGCAGGCUGGGUGCUGAUGGCUCCUGGAGACCGGAGUGGGCACGAGCAAGGGCAUCGAAGGGAAGCCGAGAUGGAGGCGAGUGGAGACGCCGGUCCGGGAGCCCAGCUCCGCCCUCUCCUCCGUGGAUGAACUCUGAAACUGGUGGUUUCUGUUGGCUGUGAUGCUGGGGGUUUUGGUGAGAACAGUACGGAAGGGCCAGGAGCUGGUCACGGUCAGUCACGGUCACGGGCGGGCGUGUGCUCCAGGUGGUGGUCAUUUCCUGCCACCAGAGUGCCCACCAGCAGGAGGCACAUGUCAAUGAGUGGAGGGAUGGGGAGGGGGCGCCAGUGAGCUGGGCCCAGGGCGCAGGGUGAGGGACCGGCCUCACAGCCCAUCCCAGGCCCCCAGCAGUUUCCUCGGGCUCCACUGGAGCGAAGGGAAGGCCUGAGGGAGGCGUGAGGUGAGCCGUGACCACGGCCACGUCCGGUCUAGAGCUGGGCUGCACCUCCCUCAGUGGCUCCUGGGGAAGAAGGGGCGUCUGUGGGAGCCAAUCUCCCUCCACGUUACUCACAUUGAGGGGAAUCUCAGGAGAGGGAGACGAGGUGAGAGGCCUUGGGAGACCCUCAGAGGCCAACGAGCCACAUCACUCCUACUGCACACAGGGAAAUUGAGGCUCAGGCGGACGGAGUGAGGGCCCUGUCACCUCCUCUGGCUGCCAACCUCCAGUUUGAAUGAACAGCCAUUGUUGUCCUGGCGGGAGAGGAGGGGAGGGGGUGCCCUGCUCCUCCCCCCGAGAGGGGAUGCCCGCGGCAGGGGUGGGGGGAUGCCCGUGGCAGGGGUGGGGUGUGGGAAUGAGGACAGAGCCGCUGGCAUGCCCCUCCCCUGCCCCAGGUGGGCCUCCUCCUGGGGUCCCGGGAGCCCAGGUCCUGUGCAGACUCAGGGAGGCAGAGCUCAGGGUGGGAAGGAGCCUGGGGGAGGGGUGGGGACAGGACAGUGACAGUCUCAGGGACCACUCUCUGCCUCUGCCCGUCAGAUGGCCAAUCAGGGGAGUGAGCAUCUGGGAGGCUCAGUUUAAUUCACUUCCAUUUAACAUCCGUUUACUGAGUAUCUGCUGUGUGCCAGGCCUGUGUAGGUGCUGGUGUUGUACACAAAGCCAUACGGAGCUGGGAGCCGCCAGGCCAGCACAGGUGGGGGUGGGGGGGCAAGAUUAAUUGUUGUUGUGCAUCUAAUUCCAUUUGUGCAGCCGCUGCUGCCAGGGCUGGAGUUAGGGAAGAAGGAAGAGAGUCCAGGGAAGGGGGCUGGGGGCCGGGCACAGGGGGUGUGGGCCACCAGCCCGGUGCGUCCUGGGUGGGGUGGGUCCAGCCCACCGGGAAAUUCUAACUCUUCUGCUCAGUACCUAACUGCCAAUCAACACACUGCCAACGGGGUGGGCUAAGCCCCCAGAAGGCCCGGGGCAGGCGGCAUGGCCCAUCUUUCAAGCCAACCAGCCGAGAGGGGGGAGGUGGGUGGGCGCCUGGUGCCGCUGGGACCAGGGGUGGCGGGAUGCUUCUUCAGUCCGCAGACGUCGCUUUUGGGCCACCUCUCGAGGCCCCUCUCCUGGAUGAGUGAGGAUCUGUGCUGGGCCGGGACUUCCCCUUUUCCAGGACUCAUCACAUUCCGAGAACCAUUGUCAGGUUCCCUGGGUUUAUUCUAAGGAAUCCCAACUCCCCAUAACGUAGCCCAGGAUGUCUGGGGGCCCAGGGAGGGCCAGUCUUCUCCAUGGCCUCAGGGCCGAGCAGAGGGGGAUGGGCCGGAACCACCUUUGCCCCAGGCGCCCACCCUGAUAGGCACUUUAUCCUCCAGCCCCUUAGGACCCCCUCCACGAGUCUCCCAGAGCCGCCUCCGGGCACUGAGGUUGGGGACAAGCCAGCUCCUGUGAGUGGAGGUGGGAACCCGAGGUUCCCGCCGCCUGCUCUCCCCCUUGCUGUCCUUCAGGCCAGCGAGAGGUUUCUUCCUCUGCUCUGUGGGCCCCAGGCCCCCUGUGGCUGCAUGUCCCCUCCCUGCGCGCUGCUGGGGUUAGUCCGCUGGUUUCUCCACUGCCCCCUUUCCUGCUCUCCGAACCCCCAUCUGUCUCUUCUCCCUAAUGAAGGGCCGUCAUAAGGAGAGAAGGGCCGGCCGACCGGGACUUAGCUUAAAGAACAAAGCACAAUCAUUCAGGACUGACACGCCUCUCGGGGCCUUGGAACUGGCUUUGGAUGUAUCCGCUGCCCUAGGUGUGGACUGCUCCCACCCGCGCUCCAUCGGUCACCAGGGAGGGCUGGACCGCAGUGCUUCCGAGGCCAGGGCAGGCAGGUGGACAAUCGCAAAUGCCGGCCAGGUCCACAGGACAGCCUGGUCAUAGGAGUGGCCGGGGCAGUUGGAACGGGUGAUGAAUCAAGAAAUUCUCCUUCCUGCUUCUGUUCUAAGGACAGACAGCCGCGUCCCCCGCUGUGCCUCUCGCGGACGUCUUCUUUAUUAAAGCCUGCUGAUGCAUUUUACAGUCUCUAUAGGUGUAGGCAUAUUAUAUAGACAAAUACACAGAUCACACCUCUCACUACGUCCACCCCAAAAGCAACGCUGGGGAGGGAAACAAUCAUUUCUCAGUGUUUUGAGUUAAUUCACGAAAGGCAAGUGAUGGAAUGCGUUUCCUGCUCUUUGCGCACUUGGAGGGGAAAACUCAGCUACUGGCGCACUUCAAGGUUCCACGGGCCCCACGGUGGGUGGGUGAGGUGGUGGCGAGCAGCUCGCACGGUGCCCUGUGGCCCGGCUGGCGGCGCGUCUGCUUUUUGGAGCAGCCUGAGUCCCGCAGCUCGUCCUCUUGGGUGGAUCGAUUGCGACAAUAAACAGAUCAUCUUCCCUGAA
Myotis brandtii (Brandt's bat) is the source of this 4126-nucleotide messenger RNA. RefSeq names its product sodium channel, voltage gated, type II beta subunit (gene SCN2B). The record is from RefSeq and is a predicted model, not a curated record. Lineage: Eukaryota; Metazoa; Chordata; Mammalia; Chiroptera; Vespertilionidae. Gene Ontology annotation, molecular function: sodium channel regulator activity. The transcript has 4 exons. Gene Ontology annotation, biological process: cardiac muscle cell action potential involved in contraction; regulation of sodium ion transmembrane transporter activity; membrane depolarization during cardiac muscle cell action potential. Gene Ontology annotation, cellular component: membrane; voltage-gated sodium channel complex. Bases 229 to 876 code for a protein of 215 amino acids.